CUCUUCCCAUGAAAGCAGUGGUGUCGUGAGUGGCCAGAGGUACUUAUUAAAAUGGAGUGUGCCACUUGGGCAUGUCGACGUCAUAGAGUAUGGAAGUAAUGAUGGUCAAGGAGAGAACUGCAGGUUCCCUUUGCAGUCAUCUUCUGAGAUCAUGGUUACCAAUGCCAAGCCAAAUAAGCUUUAUAUGGGACCAGGGCAACUGUACAGUGAUUUGCAGAACCUCUUACAUGACUUGAAUGUAGUUGGCCAAAUCAGUCAACUAGUAUGCAGUCUGAAGGGAAACUACCAGAAUUUAAAUCAAUCGGUGGCUCAUGAUUGGACCUCAGGUUUGCAGAAACUCAUUUUGAAAAAAGAAGAUGAAAUUAGAGCUGCAGACCGCUGUCGGAUUCAGCUUCAGCUUCCAGGAAAACAGGACAAAUCAGGACGGCCUACUUUCUUUACGGCUGUGUUCAAUACAUUUACACCUGCCAUCAAACAGUCGUGGAUCAGAAGUUUACAAAUGGCUAAGCUUGCUUUAGCUGAUGAAAAUCUGCUGGGUUGGUUCUGCAUAGAUGAUGACGGGAAUCAGAUUAAAAAAGAGAAACAUCCACUCCUUGUGAAGCACAUGCCUGUGAUGAUGGCCAAACAGCAGGAAUUUAAGGUUGAAUGUGCUGCUUAUAAUCCUGAACCUUGUUUAUGUGAAGAAAGUGAUCCUGAUUCUCUUUCUACGGAGUAUGGGUUUCUGUGGAUUGGCAGUUGUACUAAUCAGAUGGGCCAAAUCGCCAUUGUAUCAUUUCAAAACUCCAGUCCAAAGCUUAUUGAAUGCUUCAAUGUGGAGUCAAGAAUUCUCUGUAUGGUCUACAUUCCAGAAGAGGAGGAAUCCAAAGAAUCAAAUAAUAUGUUUCCUGAAUCUGGAGACAUGCCUACAAAACCUUUCAAUGUGCCUACUAUUUGUCUAGGCAUGGAAGAAGGAAGCAUUUCGGUUUACAAAAGUAGUCAAGGAUCCAAGAAAGUCCGUCUACAACACUUCUUUGCUCCCGAGAAGUCUACUGUGAUGAGCUUAGCAUACAAGACUCACCAUUUAUUUGCUGGCCUAGUCAAUGGAAACAUUGCAAUCUACUCCAAAUUGGAAGAUGGGACCUGGAACUCAGAACCACAGAAAAUAGUGAAAUUGGGAGUUCUUCCUGUCAGAGGUCUUCUUGUGAUGGAGGAAACCAUCUGGGCUGCUUCUGGUGGACAGAUAUUUAUAAUUAAUACGGAAACUCAUGCUGUAGAGUGCCAUUUUGAAGCUCAUCAAGAGGAAGGGAUGGUGAUCUCUCAUAUGGCUGUUGCAGGAGUGGGGAUCUGGAUCGCCUUCACAUCGGGAUCUACUCUCCGUCUUUUCCACACUGAAACCCUUAAACAUCUCCAGGAUGUUAAUGUGGCUACUCUUGCUCACAAUCUGUUAUCAGGACAGCAACGUGUUUCAGUGACCAGCCUCUUAGUAUGCCAUGGUCUACUACUGGUUGGAACGAAUGUUGGGAUUAUAGUAGCACUCCCAGUUCCUCGCUUGCAGGGAAUCCCCAAAGUAACCGGAAGAGGCAUGGUAUCUUAUCAUGCCCAUAAUGGCCCUAUCAAGUUCCUUGUGACGGCCUCUGUGACAAGCAAGCAGAACAAAAACAAGUCCAAGUCCAGGCUGAAUUGUCCUCAUUCAGGCCUGAAAGAGGAUGACCAAAAGGGUGUUGGACCUGAGAGGCCUAUUUCUUCUCUGAGCAACCCCAGUGACAAUGCCAUUUGGUUGGGGGGCUCAGUCGGAUCCAUUGCUCAGAAAAGUGACUUGUCUUCCUCAUCUGGGUCACUCACGUUGUCUCACGGAUCCAACACAACCGAACCUCGGCCGGAAGAGAGUGCUGUCUAUGAGCUUUUGAAAGAAGUCUCCCCCGACCAGAGUAAAAGACAUAGAUCCAGGGAGGGGAAAGUGAUAUCCAUCAUGGUCAUCUCUGGAGGACAAGGACACAGAAGGGUGAAUAAGAAAUGCAAGCAGCAGCGGCCAGACGAACUGGUGUCUUCAAUAAUGGUUUGGCAGAUUCCACUGUUAAAGAUCUGACAACAGGACACAAUGCGAUUUGUACAAUGGCAUUUGCUUUGGUGUUAACACCAUCACGAUGAAUUUACGUUGUUUAUCUCAAAGCAAAUUAAAUAUCAAUCUUUGCAAAGGU
Protobothrops mucrosquamatus (brown spotted pit viper) is the source of this 2177-nucleotide messenger RNA. RefSeq names its product rho guanine nucleotide exchange factor 10-like. The transcript is spliced from 12 exons. Gene Ontology annotation, molecular function: protein binding; guanyl-nucleotide exchange factor activity. NCBI's taxonomy places the organism in Eukaryota, Metazoa, Chordata, Lepidosauria, Squamata, Viperidae. Gene Ontology annotation, biological process: mitotic spindle assembly; positive regulation of stress fiber assembly; actin cytoskeleton organization. The annotation marks the transcript as partial. Gene Ontology annotation, cellular component: centrosome. The record is from RefSeq and is a predicted model, not a curated record.